UUAUCUCAUGCUAUUUUGAUAUUCGAGCUUGGGUCACAAUAUCACAAGAUUAUAGUAUACCAAGUAUUCUCUCACAAUUACUGGCUUCAUUCAGAGGAAAAGUAGAUCGAGUUGGAAGGGAUUCGUUGAAAGGAAUGGAAACAGACAAGCUUGAAAUUUACAAAAUCUUAUCGGGUAGGAGGUAUCUCAUAGUAAUGGAUGACAUUUGGAGUGUGGAAGCUUGGGAUCAUGUGAAGAGACUAUUUCCGGACAAUCACAAUGGAAGUUGAGUCAUAUUAACCACAAGGCUAAUGGAUGUGGCGAGUUAUGCUGCCAUUUCGUGGAACAUUCAUAUGAUGCGUUUCUUGGAUGACGAACAAAGUUGGCGUUUGUUCCACCACAAGGUUUUCGGAGAUCAAGAUUGCCCUCUUGAGCUACAAAGUGUUGGGGAAACAAUUGUAAAAAGAUGUGGAGGACUGCCCCUCAAAAUUGUUACUAUGGCAGGACUUUUAUCAAGGAUUCCUAGAACUCCCAAGUCGUGGCAGCAAUUUGAGGGAAAUGAUUGGCAGUUGGGAUCAAUAUUAUCUUUGAGUUACAACCACUUGCAUCCACACUUGAGGAAGUGCUUCUUGUAUAUGGCAGCCUUCCCUCAAGACUAUGACAUCCAUGCCUCUGAAAUCAUCAAACUUUGGGUAGCUGAGGGUUUUAUGGAACGUCAAAAUGAAUCUGAAAACGUAGAAAUGGUGGCAGAGGAGUGCUUGGAGGAUCCGAUCAAGCAAACUCUAGUUUUGAUCACUUGCCGGAAAAGUGAUGGCAAAAUCAAAAGAUGCAGGCUGCAUAGUAUGGUGCGGGACUUCUGUGUGAGACAGGCCGGGGAAGAGAAGUUCCUUCUUCCUGUCAUGGACUACUUCCCUACUCCUAUCUUAAGAAAACAUUUUCUUCCACAACUCCUCCAAAACCAUCCACGCAUAAGUGUUAGCUGGCAUGAUCUACAUCUUAGAGACUCUACACAUAGCUUGUCUACCACUUCUAUCAUAUGCAUCCCACAAAGAGGGUAUAGACCCAAAGGCUCUGUACAAAACUUCACUUCACUUAGGGUCCUUCAUGUUUUACAUAGAGAUGAUCGAUCAUAUUGGGAACUAGGUCAAGUUUUUGAAUUGAGUAAUCUUACUUACCUUGCUUCCAACAUCCCUGAUAGUAUUGUCCCUCCAGCUAUAUCAAAGCUUCAGAAUCUGCAGACUUUAAUUAUUUAUAGAUAUGGGGUUCAUUUGCCAGUGGAGAUUUGGAGCUUGAGGAAAUUGAGACAUCUUAUCGCCUUCUCAUUUCAUCCUUUAUCUCUCCCUGAAGGAGCAACUCUUUCCCUAGAAAGCUUACAAACACUUUCUGUGGCAACAAAUUUUGAUGAGUUGGGAAUGAUCCCUAAUAUAAAUAAGUUGGGAAUAUGCUACUCUGAAGAGAAUUUUUAUGCAGGCUAUCGUGCUGGAUAUCUUAGAAGUUUGGUUCGACUUGAGAAACUGAAAUUGCAGAAGCAUAGCUCAUUUGUGCCACAUCUGAAUCUUGUUUUUCCUCUGUCGCUGAAAAAGUUAGAACUGAGUGGCAGGUGGAUUUCAUGGAGAGAUAUGACGAUUGUUGGUUCGUUGCCUAAUCUUCAAGUGCUGAAACUAAAGAAAUAUGCUUGCUACGGGGAACACUGGGAAACCAUUGAUGAGGAAUUUGGUAAUUUGAUACAUCUGCUUAUUGAUGAAUCAAAUCUCAAGUGUUGGACAACUGAUAGUAACCACUUUCCAAGGCUCCAAUGCCUAACGCUUCAUCGUUGUCCGUACUUGGAUGCAAUUCCAUUUGAUAUUGGAGAGAUCCCGACACUUGAACUGAUUGAGAUCGACGAUCAUAACCAAUCUCUUUUGUACUCGGCAAAAAAAAUACAAGAGGAACAACGGGUACAUUGGGGAAAAGAAGGCCUAAAAGUUGCUGUGAAGCGUUCUUGAUCCUCUUUCAAACUUGAUUGUGUGUGUGCUCGACAUCAGGCACACUGUUUGUUACGGCACAACCUUCUGCUAGACUAAAGGAGACGGUGUCGGAGACGGUGGAGGACGAGUUGGACGUUGACACAACGGCAGGAGUCGGCAAGGAGCCGGAGAGAACGAUCGCCAAGGACCGGUCGCGUCGUCAGAGACGGCGACCUGACCAUUUGGCUGACUUCACGCUGCAUUGAGGAGGAGCCGAGAGAGAGAGUCUUGUUCUAUUUUAAUAUUACUUCUUUAUUGUUGCUUUCCUUUUGAGAACAUUUAUUUUAUUUUCUUAAUUAUUAUUGAGUCGAGCAAACUAUAAGCUCCUUUCCGGGUUUUCUUUGUUGAUUCUUUCCCGGAUCGUAGGUCGAAUCAACCCUAGGGUCCAUAGUAUAAAAGGCGUGUAUUUUAUUUCAUUCUCAAGAAAUAGAAUAUUUUU
Salvia hispanica is the source of this 2424-nucleotide messenger RNA. Lineage: Eukaryota; Viridiplantae; Streptophyta; Magnoliopsida; Lamiales; Lamiaceae. The record is from RefSeq and is a predicted model, not a curated record.